GAUUCCAUUUUGUUCACUCAUAAUCCCACCUGGGAUGAUUGUCAGCAGCUGUUGCAGGUGCUCUUCACCACGGAAGAACGGGAGCGAAUCCUGGCAGAGGCGCGGAAACGGGUCCCGGGGGUCGACGGGAGGCCAACCGCCCAGCCUCAUCUCGUGGACGAGGGGUUUCCUCUGUUGCGGCCUAACUGGGAUUUUGAGCGGAUGGAAGGUAGGGAGCAUCUCCGAGUGUACCACCAGACUCUAAUGGCUGGCCUGCGGGCUGCAGCAAGAAAGCCGACAAAUCUGGCAAAGGUAAAUCUAGUAAGGCAAGAGCCCACUGAGAGCCCGGCAGCCUUCCUAGAGAGGCUGAUGGAAGCUUUCAGGCAAUAUACACCUAUGGACCCCCAGGCUGAGGAGUCACGCGCUGCAGUUCUGUUAGCGUUUGUAAAUCAGGCAGCCCCAGAUAUUAGGAAGAAAUUACAAAAGGUAGAGGGAUUGGGAGAACAGACAAUACAGGAUUUACUGAAAGUAGCUGAAAAGGUAUUUAAUAAUAGGGAGACCCCAGAAGAAAGGGAAGAGCGAAUUCGACGGGAGGAAAGGGAAUUAGCUGAGAAGAUCAGGAAAGAAGAUAGGGAACAUAGGGCGAGGGAAAACCGGAAGAACCAGAGGGAGCUAGCCCAGAUUCUUUUUGCGGGGAUAAAGGCUGGAACAGAAUUGAGGGAACCUCGAGACCCCCGGACGGGAGAAAAAGAAAAACCAAAAAGGCAGGCCCUAAAGAAGGAUCAGUGAGCCUACUGCAAAGAACAGGGGCACUAGAAAAACGAGUGCCCUAAGAGAGACUCAAGGAGAGGAAUGACCCAGAGAGAGAAAACCACCCUUGGAACUCGAGUUCUAUAUGCGGGGGAAGACAGUGACUAGGGGAGUCGAGACUCGGCACCCCUCCCCGAGUCCUGGGUAACCAUACAUGUGGAGGGGAAACCCGUUGGCUUCAUGGUAGAUACUGGCGCCCAACACUCUGUUUUAAAUAAAAAACUGGGACCAAUGUCUAAGAAAACCAGCUUAGUGCAAGGAGCCACGGAGACAAAAAGAUAUUGUUGGACCACAGAAUGGAAAGUAAAUCUGGGGACCCACCAGGUGUCCCAUUCAUUUUUGGUGAUACCAGAAUGCCCAGCCCCUCUACUUGGAAGAGACUUGUUGACGAAAGUUAAUGCUCAGAUCCAUUUUGACCCUGGGGGAAUGUCAGUCACGGAUGGACUUGGACAACCGAUACAUGUCUUGUCCCUAGCCUUAAGAGAUGAAUACAAACUUUUUGCGCCUAAGCCCUCAGAGACCAUAGCACUAGAUGUACAACCGUGGGUCCAUAAAUACCCAUUGGCCUGGGCAGAAACAGCAGGAAUGGGACUAGCCAAACAGAGACAUCCAGUCGUCAUCGAGCUAAAGGCAGAGGCAGUUCCUGUGAGGGUGAGACAGUGCCCUAUGAGCCAAGAAGCUCGGCGGGGGAUCACUCCCCACAUUCGACGGCUCAUGGAGGCCGGAAUCCUCAGGCGAUGCCAAUCCCCUUGGAACACCCCUUUACUGCCGGUGAAGAAGCCAGGGGGGACAGAUUACAGACCUGUCCAAGACCUGCGAGAAGUCAACAAACGGGUGAGUGACAUACACCCCAAUGUCCCUAACCCGUAUACCCUCCUGAGCAGUUUACUGCCUGAGUACACUUGGUACACUGUGUUGGACUUGAAAGAUGCCUUUUUCAGCCUACCCCUGGUGGCCCAGAGCCAGGAGAUAUUUGCCUUUGAGCGGACUGAGGGGGAGGGCCAACCGGUAGUACAAUUAACUUGGACCCGCCUCCCACAGGGGUUCAAGAACUCCCCUACCUUGUUUAAUGAGGCUCUGAGUGAGGACCUCUACGAAUAUCGGGCUUGCCACCCAGAGGUCAUUCUGCUACAAUAUGUAGAUGACCUUAUGUUGGCUGGAACCACAGAGGAAGCAUGCAGCCGUGCCACCGGGGACCUAUUACAGACCCUAGGCAUCUUGGGGUAUCGCGCUAGCGCAAAGAAGGCACAAAUAGCCCGGCAAGAGGUCACCUAUUUGGGGUAUAAGAUCAGACAGGGGCAAAGUUGGCUAACCCAGGCCAUGAAAGAAACAAUAUUGCAGAUACUAGAGCCCAAAAACCCCCGCCAGGUGAGAGAGUUUCUGGGGACUGUUGGAUAUUGCAGACUGUGGAUUAUGGGGUUUGCUGAGAAGGCCCGGCCCUUAUAUGAGGGAAGUAAAGAGACCCCAAACUGGACUUGGACUGAGCCAAUGAAACAGGCUUUCCAGACACUCAGACGGGCCCUACUAGAAGCCCCAGCCCUUGCCCUGCCUAACCCAAAUAAGCCAUUCCAGCUGUUUGUAGAUGAAAAGCAAGGAAUAGGAAAGGGGGUCUUGACUCAACAAUGGGGACCAUGGAAGCGGCCGGUAGCAUACCUUUCGAAGCGAUUAGACCCGGUGGCCGCUGGGUGGCCCCCUUGCCUUCGCAUCAUUGCAGCUACAGCCCUCCUCGUCCGCGAUGCUGACAAGUUGACGUAUGGACAGCAACUCUCGGUUUACACCCCCCACGCCGUGGAAGGGGUUUUAAAGCAGCCACCGGGUAAGUGGAUCUCCAAUGCCCGCUUGACACACUACCAGGCCUUGCUGCUCGGUGCCCCACGGGUGCGUUUUCAGAUCCCUUGCUUCCUAAAUCUGGCCACACUCCUACCCAACCCAGAGAAGGACCGCCCUCUCCAUGAUUGCAGUGAGAUACUGGCUGAGGCCCUGGCGUCAUGAAAAGACUUAACUGAUGUACCCCUAAGCAACAGUGAGCUAGUGUGGUUCACCGAUGGGAGCAGCUAUGUAAAAGAUGGGCAAAGGAAGGCGGGAGCCGCCAUAGUUGAUGAUUCAGGGCAGACGAUAUGGGCUGAGACACUUCCCCCAAACACUUCUGCACAAAAAGCAGAAUUGAUUGCCCUAAUACAGGCUCUAGAGCAAGCCAAAGGGAAGAGAGUCACCAUUUUUACUGACAGCCAAUAUGCUUUCAGCACUGCCCAUAUUCAAGGUCCCACAUACCAAGAAAGGGGAUUUCGGACAGCUGAGGGAAAAGAGGUCAAAAAUCUGCCCGAGAUUCGCAGGCUCCUGGAAGCUGUCCAACUACCCCGGGCAGUAGCUAUAGUACAUGUCCCCAGUCACCAGAAAGAAGACCCUAAGGCACGGGGCAAUCGUGCUGCUGAUGCGGCCGCUCGAGAAGCGGCUAGCCGGGACUAUGCUGCCCCCAUAUUAGCCGUCAACGGGAUUGGACCCUGGGUUCACUGCAAUCACGUGCGGCAAGCCACACCGGAAGAACAGGAGAAAGCGCGAGCAGAAUGGAAGUCUCCCACUUUGAAAGGAGAUCCAGACCUUGCUUGUCCAGGGCAGUCUCUUCACCUGCUCCCUAGCCUUUCUGAGGACAUGGCCUCCCCUGCCCCUGGCAUACAGUACCUGGUCUACAUUAAACACUGGACAGACACUUGUGAUGACAGAAGAGACUGA
Cervus elaphus (red deer) is the source of this 3519-nucleotide messenger RNA. RefSeq lists its product as uncharacterized. Gene Ontology annotation, molecular function: RNA-DNA hybrid ribonuclease activity; nucleic acid binding; aspartic-type endopeptidase activity. The record is from RefSeq and is a predicted model, not a curated record. NCBI's taxonomy places the organism in Eukaryota, Metazoa, Chordata, Mammalia, Artiodactyla, Cervidae. Gene Ontology annotation, biological process: virion assembly; proteolysis.